Tupaia belangeri chinensis (Chinese tree shrew) is the source of this 1744-nucleotide messenger RNA. It is a transcript of the gene UPK1B, whose product is annotated as uroplakin 1B. Gene Ontology annotation, cellular component: membrane. NCBI's taxonomy places the organism in Eukaryota, Metazoa, Chordata, Mammalia, Scandentia, Tupaiidae. The record is from RefSeq and is a predicted model, not a curated record. The coding region runs from base 132 to 914 and encodes 260 amino acids. The transcript is spliced from 8 exons.
CCUCCCAUUCCCAGACCACCCUCGCCUGCCUGGAGGUUCCGAGGGCUGCUGCAGGGUAGCACACCUUGCGCUGGCGCAGACGCAGCCUGGGCGGCUCAGCAGGAGAGGCUCGCUGGUGUGAAAUCCUGAAGAUGGCCAAAGAUGACUCCGCUGUGCAUUGUUUCCAGGGCCUGCUGAUUUUUGGAAAUGUGAUUAUUGGUAUGUGUGGCAUCGCCCUGACGGCAGAGUGCAUCUUCUUUGUAUCCGAUCAACACAGCCUCUACCCGCUGCUGGAAGCCACAGAUAAUGAUGACAUCUAUGGGGCUGCCUGGAUCGGCAUGUUUGUCGGCAUCUGCCUCUUCUGCCUGUCAGUUCUCGGCAUUGUAGGCAUUAUGAAGUCCAACAGGAAAAUCCUUCUGGCGUACUUCAUUCUGAUGUUUAUAGUGUACGGCUUUGAAGUGGCAUCUUGUAUCACAGCAGCAACGCAACGAGACUUUUUCACACCCAACCUCUUCCUGAAGCAGAUGUUGGAGAGGUACCAAAACAACAGCCCUCCAAACAAUGAUGACCAAUGGAAAAACAAUGGGGUCACCAAAACCUGGGACAGGCUCAUGCUCCAGGACAAUUGCUGUGGUGUAAAUGGCCCAUCAGACUGGCAGAAAUAUACAUCUGCCUUCCGGAUUGAGAAUAACGAUGCCGACUACCCGUGGCCUCGUCAGUGCUGCGUUAUGAACAAUCUUAAAGAACCUCUCAACCUGGAGGCUUGCAAACUAGGAGUGCCUGGCUAUUACCACAAUCAGGGCUGCUAUGAGCUGAUUUCUGGACCAAUGAACCGACAUGCCUGGGGGGUUGCCUGGUUUGGAUUUGCCAUUCUCUGCUGGACUUUUUGGGUUCUCCUGGGUACCAUGUUCUACUGGAGCAGAAUUGAAUAUUAAAUAUUAAGCGUAACCACCAAACCCCUCAGGACUCCGGAUUAGUGUGGAACCAGCUCCCUCCUAAUAAUCCAGGUCGUGCUUCACAGUGACGGGUGCAUAUCAAAUGGUCGAGUCAGGCACUGUAGACUUCCUUUAGGUCCUCAGGUGCCUGGAAUCCUCAGGAAUAGCAUUUGACUUUCUGGUCUGGAAUUCUGCAACAUUCUCAGUGAUUCUAGGAGAGUGAGAACUUGGAACGUAGAUAGUAGCUACUCCCAACUCUGUUUAUUUUUAAUUCGGGGGCAUAAAGUUACUCGGAGGAACCUGUAUUAUCACAGUAAGCUAGGUCUGUCAUUUGAAUAGCAAAUCUAUAGCCUGUAUUUCUUCUCACUGUUGUCCAAAAGAAAACAUGUUGACCUUCACUUAUCUCAGUGUUACCCAGGUGAGCGAACAAAGGCUUUUGCCUUUGUUCUAUGGCAGCUCCCAUCUACAAAGGCUUGGGAGAAUCCCCUGAUGCCACCUUCAGAUCCUUUUAUUCUCCAGAGCAAUUUCCAGUCUGGAGUUAAGAAUGGUUCCGAUUUCCUCUCACACCUUGCAGAGUAGAACACAGAGUCCACGUAAUGAAAAGGGGACAAGCAAGCGGGCCUGUUAUACAUUCACUCAGUCUGUGUCCUGAAUGGUCUCAGCUUGAAGCACUUUCCAAAUAGGAGAGAAGCAAGCUAGCUAUUAGAAUGGGUGAUUCACAGGGAUUUUUGUGUACUGUCAAAAUAUUUCUCUUCCAAGCUAUGUUUCCAUUUGUGGUCCUGAAGAAAGUUCUUGUAACUCAACAUUUGUUGGUCUGGUCUUAUAAAUAA